This is a messenger RNA of Halichondria panicea, 1576 nucleotides long. RefSeq names its product glycosylated lysosomal membrane protein-like. NCBI's taxonomy places the organism in Eukaryota, Metazoa, Porifera, Demospongiae, Suberitida, Halichondriidae. The coding region runs from base 88 to 1449 and encodes 453 amino acids. Gene Ontology annotation, cellular component: lysosome. The record is from RefSeq and is a predicted model, not a curated record. The transcript has 4 exons.
UAACACACGUGACAUUGAUAAAGGGUAUAUACUAGGUAUACAGUACUAGUACUAUAGUACGUGUACUCUGUUCUGUGUCCUCCUGCUAUGGAGCUCUUUAAAGCAUCCUUCCUGUUAACCCUGACCCUGCUACAUCUUGGAGGGUGCUUAGUAUCUGGCUCUCAACUAAAUGUAUGUUCUGCUAACAUCACUGAAGCAAAUAACGGAUCAAUCUCGUUACUCUACAAACGUAUUGCAGCAGCCGACAACUCGACUUGUAUGCAUUUCGUUUGGAGCAUCAAAAGCAACGAUUCGAACGAUUUCCCUUCGUUAUUCUCUGCUCAAACCAACAACACAACGGAUGCAUGCACACGGGAGUGCUCCUCAUUUGUAGACAAGACUAACCACACUGUGAACAUUCCUGAUGCAAUCGAUAGCUACUUCUCUUUUGGUGUUGUCUUCACACGUCUCAUUGAAUUUAUAGUACCCAGUGAUUCGGCACAUUCCACCGAGGCAUUUAACGAAUCUUUGAACUGUGAAUGUGAAAAGUUUCCAAGUAAUGAAAUGUGUCAAAACUAUAGUAUGAACUACACUACUGGUAUUUUUCUCAAUGAUAGCAACUUGGAGUGGAGUUUUCACGAAGCAAAUCAAAGCUUUAUGGCUGUUCUCUUAGAUGCCGAGAGUGGCAAUGAAACAGCUACAAGAUUUACCAUCAGGACCAACUUCCCCACCACCAGUGAGGCUGGGCAAAGACUCUCAUAUUUUCCUCACACCCUCUUCACUGCCAACACGACAACUAUUGAUAUCAUCAUCGAAAACUUCCCGUACAAUCUCUCCAACAUUUCCGACUAUGAGAGCAAAAAUUUCAGCAGACUGGCACUUGAACUGUAUGUGGUACAUGGACCAAAUACUCAAAAUGGGAGCAUCGUCAGUGCUACAUCUUUGGAUGAUGAGUAUACCCCAUCUGUUUUUACUACCAUGACUUAUGAGAUGUUUCAAGAUGAUGAUGUUGAUGCGGCCGACGAAACUGGUUUCUUUCAAUGGAAGCCCAUCUCGUAUCAGAACUCGGACAGAAAGUCAACUGCAUCUCAGCAAGUCAAUAUCCUAUAUACGGGGGAUCAAUCUUUUUGUAAUACGGGAGAAAUUCCCAAUGGAUUGGUGAAGGAUCUGUUUGGACAAAAUGCAAGUAAUGUCACUCGUUGGUUUGCUGUGUUUGGUACCUCUGGCGAUGUGAGCUAUUUCAAUAACCCGUUUUUUACCUGGACAAGUAUUGUUGGUUAUGGCCAAGUGCCUGAGGACAGUAUCUCCAUGAUAGUCAUCGUCACCAUCAUUGUAGGGCUCGGCAUACCUGCUCUGCUGGUCCUGGUCGGUGCUGUCUAUGUCGUGAUUAAGAAGAAACCUUGGCAGAAUGUAAAGAGAGUUGUUGCAAAAGCAACUGGAACUUCGGGGGGAUAUACGAAACUGAACUAGUGUGUUGUGUCUUGUUGUGUGGUUUGUGUGUAUAUGUUUUUACGAAUGCACUGGUACAUGUUUGAAUCACCUUCUUUUUUUGUCUUUGGUGGACAAUUUAUAAAAAAUUAAUUAUUGUGUCUCAUGA